UACUUCCGGAAAGAAAAAUGGCGACAUAAAAUAUCGAAAAAAAAAUGUCAGGACGUCCUCCAAAUGAGAGAGGGCCACCAGGAAACCCCCAUGAUGUGCCCUCCCCGUACAAGAGACCUCGCCCCCAGAGCCCUGUACAGCAGAGACCUGGAUAUCCAUAUGCCCAGGAUCCCCAGAGCCACAGGGCCUACCCUGGGGUCCCGGUGACUGCCUCUGUUUAUCCUAUGUACAGGCAGGAAUACCAGGGAUCGGCUGACCAGGCGGGCAGGGACCGCUACAGAGAGGAGUACCACCUGAUUCCCCACCGACGCCCCACCCUGCUCCAUGACUACCAGGCACACAGAGCCAAUAUAGACAGAUACAGAAGUAGGGAAGCUUAUGCUGGAUACGCUCAGGACACAAUGGGAAAUAUUCAGGUAUCCCAAGGGGGUGGAGAUCCAGGUCCCAGUACAAGCCAGGUCAACCAAGCCUCCACUGGUCCUCACACCCCCAAACGCCCCCGCCUGGGGAUGGAAAGACCAGAGUUACAGCCCCUGCAGAUAGACGUAAAAAAGGAACCAACCUACAAUCCGCAAGUGGAGGCAAUAUCGCCCACCCUCCCUCCCGAUGAGACCAGUCCCUCCUCCAAGGAUCAGCUUCUUCAGGCCAUCAGUAAAGUGGAUAGAGAGAUCAGCAAGGUGGACAAAGACAUUCAGAAACUCAAAAAGAAACAGCUUGUUUGUUUACAGGAGCAGCUAGAGUUAGAGAAAUGUAAACCACCAGAAGAGAAACAGAAAGUAAAGGAUAUUGUUGUCACGGAGACCAAACAUCAGAGCAUAGCUCAAAUCAUUUAUGCUGAGAACAGGAAAAAAGCUGAGGAAGCACACAACAUGUUUGCUAAACUAGGGCCGAAGAUAGAUCUGGUAUGUGUUAAAUUGCCUCUGUAUAACCAGCCCUCAGACACCACUGUUUACCAUGAGAACAAAAGAAAGUAUGCUGAGUUCAAACCUCGGCUCCUUCUGCAUUUCAAAAAGAGACAGCAGGAGAAGAGAAUAAGGGAGAGGUAUCUAACUGAAAGAUAUGAUCAGUUGAUGCAAGUUUGGUUGAAAAAGAUCGAAAGAAUCGAGAACAAUGCUAAAAGAAAAGCCAAAGAUGCCAAAACAAGGGAGUACUUUGAGAAGGUAUUCCCAGAGAUCAAGAAGAACAGGGAGGAUAAAGAGAGGUUUUCCAGGGCUGGGACUCGAGCUGGGAACAAUGGGGUGUAUGCAAGGAGUGAGGCCGAGCUGGAGCAGAUUAUGGAUGGACUUCAUGAACAAGAGGAGGAAGACAAAAAGAUGAGGAGCUAUGCAGUGGUGCCCCCUAUGAUGUUGGAUGCUCGGCAACGUAAAUUACGAUACACAAACAAUAAUGGGCGUGUAGAAGAUCCAAUGGCUGAGGAUGAGGAGAGAAAGUUUAUAAAUGUGUGGACACCACAGGAAAAGAACAUCUUCAAGGAGAAAUAUUUACAGCAUCCCAAAAACUUCUCUUACAUUGCUCAGUUUCUGGAGAGAAAGAGUGUAGCAGACUGUGUCCAGUACUACUAUCAAACCAAGAAAACAGAAAAUUACAAACAGCUUCUACGUAAACAGACAGUACGAAAACAGAAGUGGAAGAAGCCUCAGCAGCAAGCAUCCUCACGCCUUCAGGAUGACUCUAACAAGGAGCGAGGUGCUGGUGGUGAAGAUGAGGUAGUCUCCUCAGCCACCUCAGAGCAGGCAAUGGAAACCUCAGAUAACUGUGCACAAGCCUCCUCCUCAAGUGAGGCAGACCUCAAGAUCAAAGAGGAAGAAUUCUCAUCAGAUGACAACGAGGCAAUGGCAGCAGUCACUGCAGGGAGUGAAGGGGAUGGGGGUGCCCAUAACUGUGCGAUCUGCGAUGUGCAUCUAGAGCACUAUGGUCUGAGUCGACCUUUGACACAAAGUAAUUGUGACCUGUAUGGUAUGAAGGAAGAAAACCUGAAGCCUGACAUGAGAGUGUGCAGCAGUUGUCGCUGUAAAUCUGUGAGGCGCAGAUACACACAAUGCCCAGUACCUUUAUGUAAAACUCCAAAGAGGAAGGUCAAGCGACUCCGACCCCUGCCCCCUAAAUGGUCAGAGUUAUCAGCUGAGGCUAAAGACCCAAUCAUCAAGGAACUUCAGCUUACUGAUGACAUUACAAAGUGCUGCUCUGCCUGUUUUAACCGGAUAGCGAGGAGACUGGGGACGGGAUCUGGGGCCGGGGACCAGGUGGCACCGAUGGCCCCCGAGACCACAGACACCACAGGUAUUCUAAAGAGUGUAGAGACAUCUCGUUGGACUGAAGAGGAAAUGGAGAUAGCAAAACAAGGACUGAGGCUUCAUGGCAGAGACUGGGCAGCCAUAGCAAGCAUGGUACCUACUAAGACAGAGGCACAGUGCAAAAAUUUCUACUUUAACUACAAGAAGAAACUGAAUCUGGAGCAGAUUGUUCAGGAACAUGCCAAAGAAAAGGUUUUAAAUUCCCAAGAAGUAGACAAAAGGACCACCUCUGUGUGUGAGAGUAUUGCUUCCACGGUUACAGCGACCUCAGAUGUGGAGGACAUGUCCUCAGGAAUGGAGGACAAUGAUGAGGAUAAUGACUCUGACACAACCAGUGCUCCUAGCCCCACUGCUCAAAGGAUGGAGGAAGGUCCAAUGAAAGAGGACAAACAAGAAGGGAACACCGUGCCUGAACUACCGGAUCACCAGAGCACUGCCCCAGUGGGAUUCCCCCAGAACCUGACCUCUAACAAGCCUCUGAGUGCCUCCCAGGGCAGCCUCCGCAGUGUGGACAAUGACAGCAGUGCCACAAUGAGUGCUGAUGAAGCCCAUCCCUCAGACAGCCACACCCACAGGGAACAGCAGAGUGAGCCAAGAGACUCAUUUAGUCCUAGAACAUCUGGAAUCCCUGCCUCUAAGUUACCGAUGCAGCAUCCAGGUUUUGGUAACUUUCCACUGCAACCUCCUCAAGCAAGUCAGACUCACGUACAGCAGGUGAUUCAAGGUGCCCAGUUAGGUGUACCGAAUCAACCCCGGCCUUCCACAAGCCCUGGUUUACAGAUGAAGAGUGCUCCACAUGCCCAUCCAUCACCCAUCAGGCAGAGCCCAGUGCCCAGUAUGGUGGGCUCAAGUCCUGCCCUGGAGAUGGACCACAAUCGCCCAUCUCGUCCAUCAAGUCGUGACAUUAGGGAGGUACAGCAAGGAAUGGGACAGGCAAACUCCUCAGUGCUGGAUUUCUCAGGUAGACAGAUGUCACAAAACCAACAGCAGGGCAGGAACACCUUAUAUAGUAUGAUGUAUCAAGGAGAGAAUAAUCAACACAGACCUUCUAGUGCUAUGUCAGAGCCAGGAUUUGUCAACCAAGGCCAUCUGAGUAGGAGCAUGUCACCAAUUGUGCCAGGCAACAAGAACAGUCAGAAUGAUGCCAAGAGAAUGUCCUGUGUCCGUGACCUCAUUCAUUCAGCGAUAGAGAGGAAUCUGGUUCAGUCGGAUCGACCUACAGAGAGACCCCCUGAAAAACGGCCUGCAUCCUCAGAGCCAGUUUAUAGAGGUCAACCAAUGAUUCCUGGAAUGAAUCAGUACAAUGUUCAGGAUCUAAGGAAAGAGAAGCCAGAGUAUGGUGGGCGGCACUCAGUUUCUCCCUAUCACAUGCCUGUGGGCAGAAUGGAGAGGGAGGUACCUGACAGCAGGGACAGAGAUCUUCCUCAGGACCUGUCUAAAGCCCCCCAAGGUUACAGGGGAAAUCCCAGGGAUUUUGGAAGCCAGCCUCAGUUUGAAUAUAGAAGACCUGCAGAGGAUCCGUUGCCUAGGUCUUCUGGUCCUCCACCUGCUCACUCUCAAAAACCAAGUGGAUAUUAUCACAAUGAGGCUCUGCCACUAACUAACAGACCUCCAUCUGUGGAGCAGAAGUCCCCACAGCCUUCCUUCCAGCAUGACAGACAGGCAAUAUCACCAGCCAUUAAUAGGCACAUCCCACCAAGUACAUCCCCAUACCCUGGAAUGCCCACAGUAAUGGACCCCCAUGGCCGUGGACAACCUAGGCAAACCAUUCCUCCACCCCCGCCAUUAAUCAAUAACAAGGGACCUUCCCCCAAGCUGAACACAAAAUCCCCUCCAUCAAGUGGCCAUCCCUCCAUGCUCAUGCCUCCAGGUUCAGUUAUGCAUUCACCUUCAGGAUCAAUAACUCAGGGUACUCCUGUGAGAACUAUGGCUCAGAGUUUGAAUCCAAAUCAGGUAGCAAGUAUGGCACAGCGUCAGGAGGCUAUUCACAGACCUGUACAGCCAAGGAUGCCUAGUGGCUCAAUAACUAGUGGCACACCUGUCAAUAGAGAUAUGGGGAACCGAGGGCCUCCAGGUGGAAUGGAGGGGCCAAGGAUGCAGCAGUUACAAUGGGAGCAACAGAGAAUGAUGAUGGAGCAACACAUGACCAGACCACAGCAAUAUCCCCAGCCAGGAAUGCCAUAUCCUUACCAGUCAGAGAACAGCACCAGACAAACAAUCAGAUGUGACUUUGAAACUUCUAGGCAGAUGGGAGGACCUCACAGCAGAAAACAAGAGAGCCAAUCCUCACCUAGAGGAAAAGAGGGAAAGCCAGGAGCAUACCCAGGAUCCAUGAUGCCAGGCUAUCCUCAAAGUAGCCAGGGGUUGGUGUAUCUUCAACCUUCCAUGCCACAAGAUAGGAGAUUGUCACCACACCCAUCACAUAAUGCUCCACCACAUGAGGAGAAACCUAUUGGAUGGCCUAAACAGGGAAUGGCUGGACCAGUUCCUGGUCAAGUUCCUCAUGAUCGACCAAGCAUAACCCAUGGGACAGGCCGUCCCAGUGUCAUCACUGUGAAUGAUCGCCCAGAGUACCCAAACGAGGGUAUGAGAGGUGGGCAGGGUGCAAGCUCCCCAAGAUAUGACUCAAUGUUACAAAGACAGCAGCAGCAACAACAGCAAAGAACAAGCAUACCAGCUGCUACACUUGCAGCACAGCAACAGGAGUACAACAGAAGACAGAUGCAAGAAAAACAAGAACAACAAGAAAGGGAGAAUGCAAACAAAGUCAAGGCUUUCAAUUUGGAAGAGCAGAUCAGAAGAGAGAUAAUGGAGUCCCCCAAACAAGAGGAGAGGCUUCACAAAACCGAAACAGAUUCCAGCAGAUCCACAUCAAACCGAUCUUCCCCAGGAUACAGGCAACAGAACAUCUCAACUCCAGCAGAGUUCUUCAAAGUCUUUGCCCAAGAUCAAAGUGGAACAAACCGCUCAGGCAGUGAGAGACAGUCUUCCUUAACCGCUGCCAAUCUGAUUGAUGCUAUUAUUAUUCAUCAGAUAAAUAGUUCUACAGAAGAGACAGCGACUUCCAAAACAGAGACAUCUCCUAUGAACUCUAUGGUCUCCUCUGCUUCUCGUCCCAAACAGGAGCCACCAGACUCGGCUCCACAAGCAGGACCACAUUCUUUGCAGCCUGACCAAAAGUCACCACCAGCCAUGCAUGGGAAGAAGAGAUGGGUGCAUGAAUCUCAGCAGAGGCCUGCUCAGUCUUCUCCUAUGCCAAGCACUCCUCAGAGUGGAUCAGGACAGGUAUCAGACAGUGACAAUAGUCCAACAACAUCCAGCAUGGACGCCCAGACUCCCAAAUCUGAAGGAUCAAGUGCUGAACAGAAGAAUAACAUGACCCUGGGGGAACACAUCACCUCCAUCAUAAUGAUGGAUUAUGGCAACGGCAAGCCCUCCCUCAAAAACAACGUUCUCAGUCAGAUUAAUGGCAGCCCAGAAGACUCUCCCUCUGUCAGUAAUUCGGGAACCCCAGUCACUGCAGUGCCUGACCAGUCGUCCCCAGGGAAACCCCUGAUGUCCCAGAGUCAGACUGAUGGGGUGUCCCAGUCCACUGACUCUCGCCCCCGAAGCUUCUCUACAGGAGCAGGAUUUGUACCCUCUGUCCAUGGCCACAAAUGGAAGAAAGCCCACAUGCAUCAGGACACCAGUAAUAUGGGAUCCAGAAGUUCAUCUGGAUCUGGAGAAAUGUACCCGGACAGCAUGACCUCUCACACGGGAGAAGGGGAUAGGGGUCAACAGCCGGACCAAUCCCGCUCCCCACUCAUCUGUAGUGGCACUGAACCAGUGUCCCCCGCAGGAGCCCCAGAGAGUAGCGAGGCACUGCCUGCCACGACUUCUCCCCCUCCCUCGCCUCGCUCACGAUCUGGUUCACUGAACAUUUCCUCAAGUGUAGCCGCAAAUCACCAACAUAUUUCCAGUCUCUUGUCUAGACCCAACACUGCUGGUGGCCACCAAGCGGAGUGUUCUGUCUCCUCCCCACAAGUGUCAGAAGUGGCCUCCAGCUCCAAGCCUGACAACAGCCAGCUGGGCAGCCUGUCCCCGCUGGACUACGUCAAGAACAAGAUUGCUGAAGUCCUCCGGGAUGAGUACGAUCCCAAGGCACAAUCUGGUGCGUCUGCCAUGCAUCAGAGAAGCCUUCAACAGAAAAUGGCACAGCAAUCAGGACCCAGUCACCUACAGAGUUCCAGUGUAGGAAUCAAUCGUUCCAUCUCUCCAAUGACAGGGGGUCACCACCAACAGGCAGAGCCAGAGUCCACCCAGCAGAGGGGCUGGGAUAAUCAACAGAGAGAGAUGCACUCACAGCAACAUGGAGACAGCAUGGCGUCUUUACAGCAACACCAGCAUGAGACUUUUCCUUCAAGUACUUCCUCCAAUGAGCAGCUGCAAUAUCAGGACCCAAACAACAAACACCUUAGUUCAAGUGAUGAAGUGAGUGAUAGCUCCAGCACUUCUUCCCAACCUGUAUCUCAGAUGUCAGCGGCACAUGCUAAGAAACGCAUGUUUGCACGUGGAAGAGUCAAGUAUGGGCCUGAUGAUGCUCAGAGCAAAUACUCCCAGCCAAAAUCGUUACCAUCAUCUAUGUCUGAAGUUCAGAGGGCAUCUACCACAACAGACAAGAAAGGUCCACGAUCUGAAUACGACUUCCCAGAUAGUCCGGAUGAUGACCCUGUGGUGAAAGGAAGCUACAUGGCUCUGUCAAGUACAACCAGAAGCCCUCGCCGUGGAAUAGUUGAUAGUUCUGACAGUCGUACAGAACGAGGAGGUGACUCGCAAGUCCAAAGUUCAGACUCAAGAUUUGGAAUGGACCAUAGCGAAGCCCAGAGCUCAGAAGCUCAGUCUUACAUGCGACCAGAUCAAAACAUUGACAGUCGCUUCAUGAGACGCUCAUCCAAACACGAUACAUCAGAAGUGGAUGAAAGUUCUAAUGUGUCUCAUCCAAGCAUAGACAGUACACACUCAGACAGAAUGAUCAUUGAUGAAUCAGGGGGUGCUAUAGAUAGUUCAUCGGUAGCUGACGUAACCUCCGCAUCACCCCAAAGGGACAGGUCAAAAUCUUCAAGGUCAUCCAAAGACAGUGAGAACAGCCCUCGCAGUAGUACGGAUGUUCAAGACGGAGGAGAACGCAUGGCUCAAAGUCGUACACCAGACAGUGCCGUAGGGUCAUUUACACACCGAUCUCGAUCCCCGAGGGUAGGCGAGUCACACUUCCCUCUUCUAGACACCACCACACACCCACACUCUAGCUCCGAAAUGCCAACGUCUGCAUCUAACAUCCCUACAAGCACCUCCUCUGCCUCAAUGCCUUCUCCAUACUCUGGGGCCGGGCAACAGGUGGGGUCCAGUGAUGGAGACCAUGGGUUCCAGCAGAGGGGGCACGAGCCCACCCUCCUUCUGUCCGCACAAUACGAGACACUGUCUGACGACGAUUGAACCAAACACAAGUGUUGACUGAUCAAUUUAUUACCCAGCUUGGAGAGCAUUGAAUCUUCUGCAAGGACACCAGUGAUGACGAUGUUCCAAAUAGCUCAACACCUGCUUCAGGGCCCAGCAUCUUUUUUCACUAUGUUUAAGGAUUAGCUAUUAUUGUGAUGAUAUUCAUAGCUUCUUAGUUUCAUUCAGAUUCACUGCCCAUUGCUCUAUGUUGAACAUUAUAUGCUACUUUAGAGCUUUUGUGGUUACUUUGCAUGCUAUGACUCUAUUUGAAAUAGAUGUCACACAGCGUUCAAGAUUUCUGGAUUAUUACCUAGAUUCAGAUCAUAUGUUGCCAUGUUUAGUUACUAGUAUCUGGUUUUUCAUGUGGUGUUAUAAAGACAUUGUAGUGUCUCCAUUGUUAAACUGUAGGUAAAAGAAUGCAUGUACAAGUCCUUACUCAACCUUCAGAUGUUGUCAUUUCAUUAGCUUUGUUACGCUUUUUCAAUAUUUUUGUGAUAGUUUUUUUUAUUAUAAAUUGUGCAAUUCAAUUAAGAUUUGUAAAUUGUGGAAUUUAAGAAAGCGACUUUUUCGUUCUAAUACAAUUUUAAAGUCUCAAUUUUACCAUUACAUUUGUAAAAUAUUUUGGAUUAUGAUCUCGUUUGCAUGUCUAGAAAUAUUUUGGUUGAAAAUGAAGAAAAAAAUUAAAAGAUUGAAAAACAUGA
Molecule: messenger RNA, 8470 nt
Organism: Magallana angulata
Lineage: Eukaryota; Metazoa; Mollusca; Bivalvia; Ostreida; Ostreidae
Product: nuclear receptor corepressor 1-like
Exons: 29
Coding region: 45-7766 (2573 amino acids)
Biological process (GO): negative regulation of transcription by RNA polymerase II
Molecular function (GO): transcription corepressor activity
Source: RefSeq, a predicted model, not a curated record